This is a messenger RNA of Hibiscus syriacus, 1015 nucleotides long. RefSeq names its product ribonuclease 1-like. Lineage: Eukaryota; Viridiplantae; Streptophyta; Magnoliopsida; Malvales; Malvaceae. Gene Ontology annotation, molecular function: RNA binding; ribonuclease T2 activity. Gene Ontology annotation, cellular component: extracellular region. The transcript has 3 exons. Bases 41 to 940 code for a protein of 299 amino acids. The record is from RefSeq and is a predicted model, not a curated record. Gene Ontology annotation, biological process: RNA catabolic process.
UUCUUCUUCUUCUCCCUCAUCUCCGAGUUUUGUAAGCAAAAUGGCUAUGAAGCAGACAUUAGCUUUUGCUGCAGUUGUGGUGGCGAGUUUGGUAGUGUCAGCUCAAGGCACUGAUUUUGCGUUCUAUAAACUGAGUCUGAGAUGGCCCACUUCUCUUUGUAUCGCUAAACCAGCGAGUUGUCUCAAACCAAUACCCAAAAUCUUCACCAUCCAUGGCUUAUGGCCAUCAUUCGCAAAUGGCAGUAAUGUUCCUCCUUAUAAUGCAAUAACUAAUAAAUGCAAUGUCAAUCCUGUACCUCAAACUGCUAUUGUGGCUGCACUGUCACCCAUUAGAACGAGACUGUUGGCAAAAUGGCAAAACAUUUAUAAUGAGACCGGUUUCACUAACGAGGGGGUGUGGGAAAUUGAAUGGUUACACCAUGGAAUGUGCUCAGAUUAUCCUCAAGAUCCUUUGACUUAUUUUACCAGUGGCUUAGAUCUUGCCGAGAACAGCAAAUACGACCCACUCACAGUUUUGGGAGUUCCUGCAUCAGACACUACUCCACAUGUCAUACAAGAUUUAUUAGACAAUGUUCAUAGGAGCUUGGGGUUCUAUCCUCAAAUCUCAUGCAAUAGGCCUAUUAAAGGCAAAAAGCAACUGUACCUGAAGGAGAUCUUUUUCUGCUUUAAAAGAGCCAUGCCACCUAUUGAGCUUCAAAAUUGCCCCGUCCCUAUGGAUCACACGUGCAACUCGUUGCAACCUCCCCAACCCAGCACUGUUAUAUUUCCUCAACCGAUUACUACCAAUUCUUUGUCGAAGGAAACGCCGCCUCUCGGUCGCGAUAUCGAGGUUCCUCCGGCGACUUCUUGGCCUAGUGUAACUUGCGGGUUAUUGGUUAUAGGCUUCUUGGUAUUAUAUAUUCUCAAGCGUCGUAAUCGUUUGCAUGAACACGUUGAAUGAAAGACUGUGUAAGCGUUCCCCUUACUAAUUAAUCCUCUCAUUGUUUGGACUUGUGCCUAGUGCGAGAGUUAAAAA